Messenger RNA from Iphiclides podalirius (scarce swallowtail), 225 nucleotides. The record is from the annotation of a GenBank genome assembly. NCBI's taxonomy places the organism in Eukaryota, Metazoa, Arthropoda, Insecta, Lepidoptera, Papilionidae.
AUGAGACACUCCCAGGCUACAUGCAAUCUAGAUCCGUCGCAGGGGUCUGGAAGCGGCGCGUAUCCGUCCACGACGCCAAAUUUCGUCGCCCCUAGUAAACGCGGGGGCACAGUGCGCCAGCCGGCCGCGUACGCCACGCACGCGUUCCCCGAACUGCGCUCGCGCGGCCGUGAUACGAAAACUAAACACCCCCCUACGCGGUGCACGUGUGUGCGUGCCGCGUGC